Bombyx mori (domestic silkworm) is the source of this 1623-nucleotide messenger RNA. Its product is annotated as UPF0598 protein CG30010. The transcript has 3 exons. Bases 958 to 1620 code for a protein of 220 amino acids. The record is from RefSeq and is a predicted model, not a curated record. Lineage: Eukaryota; Metazoa; Arthropoda; Insecta; Lepidoptera; Bombycidae.
GUAAUUAGUUUAUGUAAUUUUAGAAAUUAGAUUUUAUAGAGAACGACCUUUUAUCUUAGCAUAACUUUUCAGUUCCGUAAACUUUUGUAGAAAGCUAUCGUAACUUGCAAUAUUCAAAUUAUUUUUAUUUUAUUAAUUAAAACUUAGGGCCUUCGUAGCAAAAAACGUCAAAUUUAAAUCGAUUCAUUAAAACGGCUAGGUACCAGUAUUGUAUUUAUACUCAAUUAUAUUUUUUUAUAUUUUCUCUUUAGUGUACUUUCUUCUUGUCUUGCGGUGCCCCUUGCUUUGCCAUUGUCCGCAGAUGGCCAACCUCUUUCCAUCAGGUGUACUGCAUGCUGGACUGCUUUUUGAGGUAGUAAAAAAGAAGAGUAUAUCAACCAAAACGCAAAUCAUGGAUUAACAACCAACCCAAUAGCAAUUUCAGAACAUUUUCGUUCACAGGAAACCACAUUGACCAAAUGGGCGGGACGUAGCCGCGACCAACAGCUGAUUUUAAAGUUUUGUUUAGCCUUUUGACUGCUAAACUUCUUGGUCAAAAAUCGAUUCUAUGAUGAAUCGAUUUCUGAUUGUCAUACUUUGUGAAACGUUUAGGUUAUUACCUACCCACCCAUGGUUUUUUUUUUCAAAUAUAGUCAUUGCAACAUCUUUAGCAAAUGAUGCACGAUUUUUUUAACAAUUAAUCAUAAGUUUAUAUAUUAUAUAACAUAGACCUAUAGUAAUAUGAUAUUGUACAUGCAUCCAUAGUUUAAACACUAUAGAAUUUGUACUUUGUACCAACCUACCAACCAUAUUUGCGUCGUAAUUUUAUACUGUUCAAGAAAGUGCCUAUCUUAAUAUCACUUAAUUAUGUGCUUAUUAUCGUGGUUUAAAGUUUAAGUAGUUAGUAAAGUAAGUCAAAGUUAUUGUUUGUAAAAAUAUUUAAAAACAAUUUUAUUUAGGGGUCGUUUAAGUUCAACAAUGAUGCAACGUAAUAUGAUAAAGAUUGCUAAAAUCACAGACAUAAUACCACAGAUUUGUUCGCAAAAGAAAAGCCUUCACUAUGUUCAGGGUCAGGAACCUGAACCGAAAAUCAGAGAAUACUUUUAUUAUAUUGAUCAUCAAGGCAUGCUAUUUUUAGAUGACGCUAGGAUAAAAAAUUUUACUUCAUGUUUCAAAGAAAAGAAAUUCCUAGAAUUCUUUUUUAAACGGAUCAGACUAAAUAAAACUGGCAAAUAUGAAGCAGAAUUUCCUUUUGUGUCUCAUUGUGGAAGAGAGCGUAAUUAUAUCAGAUGUGAUGAUUUACCAAUAGUGUUUACACAUAUAUUUCAUGAAGACAAUGUAGAUUUUCUUAGUUAUGGAUAUGCCGGUGACCUAUUACGAACAGUGUUUAUCCCUGAUAAAGUUUAUAUGCUGCCAUUAACUGGCAGAGUGUACCAUGUAGCUGAAGAAAAAUUUGGAGGUGUGGGAUUGAUUAAAUCUAAGCUAGCUAUAGAAUUAAGUAAGUAUUUUGAAUUUCACAAUGGAGACACGAGACCACCCACUCAUCUGACGUGGCACAAUAAAAAAUAUGAAUUAGAUUUGAAUUGGUUUGAUGAAAAUGUUAAAAGAUUUAAUUUAAAAAUAAACAGUGUUGGAAACUAAGUU